CAUCUUUCUAAGAGUUUUAACAUGAUUUUCAGGUUGGCUUUAUUCAGCAUCUGGUUCCUAUGAUGGUUCAGGGAUUGCUGGAAGGGAACCUGAUUUCAGAUAUGAAUCUGACCCCAAGACCAAAAGUGAAGAUUCUGCAUAUGAUGCACUGGUUGAUGACUUUAUGGAUGCUGUGUCGAAGACUUGGCGUAGGCCUAAUCCUAAUGUAACCAUGGAUAAAGAUGCUCACCAGAAGCAAACGAUUCGAUUUGCUGAACUGGCUCUGAAGCGUUACAACAAAAACAAAAAUAACAAGGUUAAAUAUGCUCUUGUUGAGGCAAUUGAUGGUGGUGCUAUUUGGGAGGACUCUGAAAUCUACGCCCAUGUGAAUUUCUAUGCCAAGGCCAAGAAUGGCCCAAAGAAGAAUGAUGGCAAGGUACUUGUGUUUGCUGAGUUGCAUCAGAUUGGCCGGCGUCUCAAUGCUAUGGUUCUUACCUGCUUUCGCUUCCUGGAUGGGAGCAACCAAAUAUGUGGACAACGUGAUAAACUUCGAAACCCUCUUAUCAGGCAAAACCAGGAUAUUGGUCACUGCUAUGCAUGUACUGAACAAAUUAAGCAUCCUGAUGGAUCGAGCUACAAGGCUGGACAUAUUGUCUGCACGUUGUAUUAUCUUGACAACUACACAGUUGUUUGA
This is a messenger RNA of Triticum aestivum (bread wheat), 673 nucleotides long. RefSeq lists its product as uncharacterized. The coding region runs from base 164 to 673 and encodes 169 amino acids. NCBI's taxonomy places the organism in Eukaryota, Viridiplantae, Streptophyta, Magnoliopsida, Poales, Poaceae. The record is from RefSeq and is a predicted model, not a curated record. The transcript is spliced from 4 exons.